Molecule: messenger RNA, 525 nt
Organism: Epithele typhae
Lineage: Eukaryota; Fungi; Basidiomycota; Agaricomycetes; Polyporales; Epitheliaceae
Exons: 3
Biological process (GO): phosphate ion transport; monoatomic anion transmembrane transport; polyphosphate metabolic process
Molecular function (GO): phosphate transmembrane transporter activity
Source: RefSeq, a predicted model, not a curated record
ACUAUCGUUUUCGUCGCUAUGGGCGGGAUCGCGCUUGGCGACGGCGUGCGCGACUCAGGCCUCCUCGAGGUCCUCGGCUCCGGCAUCCGCAGGCUCAUCAUGGGCAUGUCCCUCUACCCAGUCGUCCUCCUACUCUCCUUCAUCGUCCUCCUGAGUACCCCGACCACAGUGAUCUCAACGUUCAUCAGCAACACGAUCGCGAGCGUGCUCCUCAUGCCCAUCGCGUUCGACAUCGGCUGGAACAUGCCCGACGGCAACCACGCGAACCUGCUCGUCUUCCUCACCAGCCUCAUCUGCUCCACCGGCAUGGGCAUGCCCGUCUUGGGCUUCCCGAACCAGACUGCGGCGACGCAGGAGGAUGAGAUGGGCCAGCUCUACCUCUCCAACGUCGACUUCCUCAAGAAUGGCGUGCCCGCGAGCAUCAUCGCCACCUUCGUCGUCUCCACCGUCGGCUACCUCCUCAUGUGCGCCAUCAAGUACGCUCCCUCUCCCUCUCCCUCUCUUCAGCUGUACCGAGCGGACUGA